AUGGGCUCUUGUUCUAUUUUGGUUCAGUUUUAAUAAUGCUACAACCCUCAUGGAAAUUUAGUCAGUGUUGUUUAUCAUUUGGUUUUACCUUGUUCACAUUUGGUUAAUUUACUGCAAUUAAACUUGAUUGGUAGGACUUGAAACCUAUGAAUGAAAAACACCCAUGAAUUGAAUCCCCUAUUGAUUUAAGUAGUCUGUAUACUGCAUUUCAGCUUAAAGAUGCAAAUAUGUAGACAAUUAAGAAAACCUGACUGUAUUAAAUUCAUGUAAUUGACGUAGAACCGAAAUCAUACAUUUCUCUCUUAAUUCUCUCCGCUCUUCCUUCCCAUCCCUCUCUCUCUCUCUGCUGCUGUGCCUUCAGCUACCAGAGCAGUGGGACCCCCACGGUAGUCCCCAGACCAGCCUGUCAGCCCCAGUGCUUCCCCCAGGCACACCCUUCCCUACCCAGCCACAGCACAGCCCCUCGGUCCUUGACGCUACAGAGGGCUUCGACCUCAACAAGCCCGACCCAUACGACCUCUAUGAGAAGUCCAGGGCCAUCUACGAGAGUAGGCGUGAGUAUUGUUUCAUGGUGUAAGACAGUGGCGAUUUUAGCAUGUAAAUCUUGGUGGGGCAAACUCACAUUUAUUUUUCUAGAUGCAUGCCAGCAAAGCCACUCUUCCUGGUUCUGCAAUGUAGUAUUUUCCUUGACUGAGAACAUAUGACAAAAUAA
Coregonus sp. 'balchen' is the source of this 712-nucleotide messenger RNA. NCBI's taxonomy places the organism in Eukaryota, Metazoa, Chordata, Actinopteri, Salmoniformes, Salmonidae. The record is from the annotation of a GenBank genome assembly.